UUGUUGUUUCUUAGUUUAGUACAAUGGAUUAAACUUUAACCGAGUCUGAGCGGAGAUACUGUGCGGUGGAUUUUUAAUUUUAAACAUUAAUCAAUAAAUCUAUUUCAACAACAUAAAUCGUUAUUUAAUCAUUUUAUAUGAAAACUGAUAGUUUUGAAAAUGAAAAUAGUUUUGCGUCAAUGACUUUGACAUCAUUGACAUUGCAGACUUUUGUCUAUGUUCUAACCGGCCAGACCCAAGUGCAAGGCUUUAUGGAGGGUAUAUGUGCCUCUGACCUCCAUAGAUUUUAUGAACAUAGACAAAGACAAACUGAAAUAGGUAAUAAUUUAUAUAAAAUAAUAAUAAUUUACAUAUGGUAGUGUGACAUAAAUCAAAAUAUUUGAUAAAAAUGAUUUUAUUUGUUCCCAAAGUUGAAUAGACAAAGUCAGAUAGGAGCAAUGUUGCUGUAGCAAAAUAUUUUUAUAUUAAUAACUGGUAUCUAUUUCCAGAGCGUCAGACCACACAUGCGCAAUUAUGAAGCGUCAUAUCUUUCUAAGGAAGUCGACAGGCCUUGGCCAAGUGUUUCGUUGUGUAAGUUUUAUUUUAUGUCCGUGUGUCACGUGUCCUGACUUUCUAACAAUAACAAUUCGUACGUUAGAAUGAGACGCAGACGGCAAUUACAUGUUAAAAUUCUUUUAUAAAAUGUGAUCCAGAGGGCCUACCGCGAAUUUCAGUCGCAAAUAGGGGGCAUCUUUCUCUGUCAUUCUAAUAACACUUUAAUUGGAGUAAACGAGAAAGUUGUCCACAUUACGAACUUGGAUAUUCGUUCAGUACUUGAUUAUAUCUGACCAAUUUAUUGAACGAAUAACAGCUGUCACAUUGACACUUACAUCAGUAGGAUUGGCCGUGUUUUUUAUAAUGAUUUUAUUGGAUUUGUCAGUCCUAAAAAGUUAAUACUGGGACGAUAUGGAGGUUUUCAAUAAGUUCUAUUCAUCGGUCAGUAACACAGUGUCUCAGUUAUCCGGUGUGCUCCCCGGGAACCCUGUAACACGAGAGUUUGAGGCUACGCAGUUCAUCGCCAGCGCUGGGCCUGGUUUACUAUGGAAAAUAUACAAAGGUUACAAGAAAUCCACAAAACAGGAGGCCUCCAUAUUUGUGUUUGAAAAGAAGUUACUUGACAGGUUUACAAAGGCUGAUCGGGACAUAAUGCUAGAAACCUUGAAGCGUGGUAUCGUCCAACUUACUAAACUGCGGCACCCCCAGAUCCUGACAGUCCAGCACAGCCUUGAGGAGAGUAGGGAGAGCUUGGCCUUUGCUACGGAACCUGUCUUUGCAAGUUUAGCUAACAUACUUGGUAACAUGGAGAACAUGCCUCAGCCACCGCCGAACCAUUUAAACAACUACAAACUUUAUGAACUAGAAAUCAAGUAUGGUCUAAUGCAAGUUGCAGAAGGAUUAGCUUUUCUACAUAAUGAUGUAAAGUUAUUGCAUCAUAAUAUCUGUCCUGAAUCUAUAAUAGUUAAUCAGCAAGGAGCGUGGAAGAUAUUUGGAUUUGACUUCUGUAUUGCAAAUCAAAGUUCUGCAGGGGCUGCUCCCUACUGGCCAUUUAAUGAGUACUGCCAAGCCAUGCAUGCAUUAACACAGCCAUCCCUAGACUACCUCGCUCCAGAGUAUAUUCUCUCAGCCUCACAUUCCCCUGCUAGUGACAUCUAUUCUCUAGGCAUGGUGAUCUACGCCACACACAGUCCAAAUCACCAGACUCUUGGCAACAUUGGGAGUGACUAUGGGAAGUUUAAGAGGUUUGCCAAUGAGUUGAGGAACCUAUCUCCAUCCCGGUUGUCCUGUGUGGCCGAUGGGCUCAGAGAGUAUGUCAAGCUCAUGCUUAAUGUCACUCCUGAGUUGAGGCCUGAUCCUCAUCAGUUCUUGAAGAUACCAUAUUUUGAAGAUGUAGGAGUAAAAACCUUGAACUAUCUGGACUCCUUAUUCCAAUGGGACAACCUGCAGAAGUCCCAAUUCUACAAAGGCCUUCCUCAAAUCAUUCAGAAGAUGCCGCACCGUAUCUGUAUCUACCGGAUCCUCCCAUGCCUCACUAAAGAGUUUGUAAAUGCUCCGAUGGUGCCAUUUGUGCUACCGAACGUCUUGCUAAUCGCUGAGAAUUCCACUAAAGAGGAAUUCAUAAAAUAUAUCCUACCUGUUUUAAAACCAGUCAUGUUGAUACAAGAUCCGAUACAGAUACUGCUAAUAUUCAUGCAGAAGAUGGAGUUAUUACUAAAACUGACGCCUGGUGAGGAGGUGAAGACUGAUAUAUUGCCUAUGUUGUACAGAGCGUUGGAAUCUGACGCUCAGCAAAUACAAGAGUUAUGUUUGUCAGUGCUACCAACAUUUGCAUCACUAAUUGAUUACCCAGCAAUGAAGAACGCGCUCCUCCCCCGCAUCAAGAAGCUCUGCCUCGGCACCAGUUAUCUCGCAGUGAGGGUCAACUGUUUGCUCUGCAUCGGGAAGCUGUUGGAGCACCUGGACAAGUGGCUGGUGCUGGACGAGAUCAUUCCCUUCCUGCCGCAGAUACCCUCGAGGGAGCCAGCUGUGUUGAUGGGGAUUUUAGGUAUAUACAAGCUAGCACUCAGCCACCAGAAGCUCGGUAUCACCAAAGAAGUAAUGGCGACCAAGGUGCUGCCGUUCCUGAUGCCGCUCUGCGUCGAGAACGGACUGACCUUGAGCCAGUUCAACGCGCUCAUGUCGCUGGUGAAGCAGAUGAUCGGGAAAGUGGAGGCGGAGCAUCGGGCGAAGCUGGAGCAACUCAACUCAAUACAGAAUGAGUCCAAAGGGAUGGAGGCGCUAGUGAACUCUAGCAGUGCAGCGGACGGCCUCCAGGCGGGCGCGGCGCCGACAGACGUGGAGCAGCUGUUCGCGGGGCUCGGGCUGCCCGCGGGGCCCGGGCUGCCCGCGGGGCUCGGGCUGCCCGCGGGGCCCCCCGCGCCCCCCGCGGCCGCCGGCCCCGCCGCCCUCGCCGCCGCGGGAGCCUCGCUGACACUCGAAGAUAAACAGAGAAUCGCGCAGCAACAAAAGGUGGCCCAGAAAAUGAACCACCAACCCCUCCCCACCCCCAUCCCUAUUUCCAAACCACCCCCCUCACGCCCCGUAGACCUAACUUCCUCCCUUUUACAGUCAAAUCUCAACCAACUCUCACACAAACCCCCUCAAAAUACCCCAAACUAUAACCCCAUACUGCAAUCUUCAGGAACGACUCCACAAUACCAACAGUUUAACCAAAUUCAGUCUCCAAGCUCGCAAUUUAACCAACAGUCAAGCUUCAAUCCUAGAUUGCAGUCCCCACAGUAUAAUAUACAGCCAAAUUACCAGUUACAAAAUCAAAAUCAGCCAUUUAGUGGGCAAAAUUGGCCGCCUAGUGCCCCUAGUGGGAACUUUGACAACAAGUGGGCGAAUAAUCAGAAUAACCAGACGAAAAUGAAACAAGAUUGGUCGGCGUUUGAGUCGCUUCUGCCCACAGCUAGUGAGAAUGGAAAUGUAAAGAAAAGUGAUAAUGAAAUGAUGGACUUGUUAAGUUAGGUUUUGAAUUUGGGUAAAUUUCAUUCCGCCGGCAGAAGGUCCACUGAUGAGUUAAGUGAUGCUGUUAGUACUAUCAGGGUUCUUAGGAAACUUUACAAGCUUACAAGUUGAAAAAAAAUCGUAAGUGUCAUAGCAGUCACAAGUUGCAAACAAUAGUAUUUUAUACAAUUGUGAUAUAAUAAAGUUUUUCAAUCUCUUACCUUACUUAGGCAACUCGGCAAGCUUCGUUGCUAAGCACGGUACUCGACUGAAAAGCUCUCUAAUACAUCAAUAUUGUAUACAAUACUCUAGUCAUCUAAAAUAAUACUUUUUUUAUAUUAAUUAAUUAAAUUAAUGGUAAUUAUUUCAGUAGACAAAAAUGUAGACAUAAACGCGUGACUCCUGCCCCGCGCCCGUUUAGUCUUUGCUAUGAGAGCGCGGUGGCACGUGAUUGGUAAUUUUUUUUUAUAGUUGACUACAGCAUAUCGAAAUGAAUCUUAUAGUUGAGUGGGAGGACGUACAUGAAAAAUAACUAAUUAAAGUUUGGUAUAUGAAAUUUUAAUUCAACCAUUACUGACAGUCGACGAGAAGAAAAAGUAUAUUUCCGUUGCCUGGAAUGAUUAGACGCUCUGACUAAAAUAUAAUCUUAUACCUAUCUCUUUUUUUAGAGCUGUUAGACAACGUCAGAUAUUUUAUGCCAAAGUAUUCUGAUACAAUAUUAUUGUAGGUGUAUUACUAACGUAUCAACACACAUGUAAAUUGUGAAGUUUCGUAAGAACGCCAAGAGUUUUUUUAUAAUGCUAGAUUAUAACGCCUAUAUAAUUAUCAUUCCACGGCUGUUUUGUACGUUAGUGUUAAAAUAGGGUUCUUUAUAGCACGAGCUUUACAUCUCACACCUUGCUUGCAUGUACAGUUUGUAUUGAAAACUUAUCGAUUGCACUCCUAAUGUAGGGGCGCCGUACAUACUAACUGCUGUAAGUUAAAUUUGGCUCGACAUAAACAAACACGUUUUUAAGCAAAAGAUAACUUAUUGUUCACUACUGUAUCAUAAGUUAAUUACUGCUAUAAUAAGCUUGCAAUUAAAAAUUGUCCUUGUAGGCAAUCCAAUAUUAUGGUACCUUUUGCUUAAAAACGUCACAAAAUAGUGUGUAGUGCCCACUGCUGGGCGUUGGACUCAACUUUAUGUGUAUAUCGAGCUUGUUUCAUAUGUUACACCAAAUUAUAGUUUGGGGAAAGACUAUCAUAAAUUGUUAUUAUAGAUAAUUAUUAAUGUUUAUCAUAAUCGCCAACUAUUUAUUAAAAUUGCAGGUAUUGGUAUUGGUACCUGCUUGUUAAAAAAAUCUUAUGAUUUGUGAAAUGUGCUAGUUCUGUGAAUAUUAAAGGCUAUUCAUUUAAUUAAAAGUAUGAUUUCGUAAUGUGACAGAAAUAUUAUGCACAGUCAGCUACAGAGAAAGUGACCCCCCCCCCCCCCCUGCUUAGAAGUUUGUAUGCAAAGGUGCUAAGCGAAUAGUAUUGCUGACUGUACCUACGUUUGUACGUAAUGCAUUUCAACUACACUUUAUAGUUAAAGAUUUUUUUUGUUGUAAUAGUUAACUCAUUUAUGUAACUGUCUCGAUUUUUAUAUCUGAAAGAAAACUGAUAUAAGUAUAUACACGUCAAUAUUCAAUAAUAAUGAUAUUUUACUGUCACAUUUAUUAACGUUUGUAUAUAACAAACCAUUUUCGACCUUAAGCAAUAGCGGACAAGGUUGUUUUUUUUAUUUGGAGCACACGGUAUAUUUCUACAAUGUAUUUUAUUAUAAAAAAUAAGCGUUGUAAUGCUUAAUAUAGAUUAAUUCCUAUUUUAAAUUACAGGAAAAAAUACAAAUGUAUGUCAAAUGAAUUCAGUAGACACGUAAAAUAUAAAAUAUUUUAUUUAUCAACAUCUGUUAUGUUAUAACCACGAUUUGAUCUCUUAUGAACUAAUAAAAGACGUGAAUACAAA
Cydia pomonella (codling moth) is the source of this 5508-nucleotide messenger RNA. RefSeq names its product SCY1-like protein 2. Gene Ontology annotation, molecular function: ATP binding; protein kinase activity. Gene Ontology annotation, biological process: protein phosphorylation. The coding region runs from base 946 to 3546 and encodes 866 amino acids. The record is from RefSeq and is a predicted model, not a curated record. The transcript is spliced from 7 exons. Lineage: Eukaryota; Metazoa; Arthropoda; Insecta; Lepidoptera; Tortricidae.